AUGUCUAAUUCGGAAACGACACUUUCUACAACUAAUAGUUCUGCAAAAUGGCAUCAAGAUGAUAGUGAAUCUAAUAAUGGUGGAUACCAACAUUCUUUUAAACUUCAACAAAAUAUAGGACAAACAAAUAAAAAACAACAUCUUAUUACAGUUGCUGUUGUUGGUUUAUCAGGACCAUCUUAUUUUAAAGGAAUAGCUGGAGUUGGAAAAUCAUGUUUAUGUAAUAGAUUUUGUAGACAAAAUUAUGAUGAUUAUAUUGAGGAACAUCCUUCAAUACUUUCACAGGCAGAUUUUUGUGGAUCACCAGUUAUAAAUAAUGAUCAUUGGUUGUGGUGGGGUGAUAUUCCUUUAGAUCCAUCAAUAACUGAAUCUUUCAAAAUGAAAACAACACAUAUCAGAGUAAUUGAACAAACUGAGUUUUUAAGUGAUGAAACAUAUAAUUCAAUUACUCAUAAAUUAUCACAUGAACAAAAAGAUUUAAAUGAAUAUUUAAAAAGAGCUUCGAAAAUUAAACUAGAAAGUCAAGGAAAGUUAAUGUAUAUAUCAACGGAUCAACUUGGUCAAGAAGAUGACUAUCCAAAAGUUGAAUUACCAGAUGGAAAAAUAACAAUUGAUGCUUUUAUUAUUAUAUUAGAUCCUGUUCAUAUAAAAGAUAGAGAUUUAAAAUUUUCUUCAUUAUUUACAAUUGAAUUAAUUAAAAUGUUGCAUAAAACAAAAAAACCAAUCUUUUUUGCUGCAACAAAAUGUGAUAUUGCAGAAAAAAAAUAUUUAGAAAAUAUACAAAGUAUCUUUACAAAUAAAGAAUGGAAAAAUUUUCCAAUACCAUGUGUUGAAACAUCAGCUCACAACAAUGUAAAUGUUAAAGAGCUAUUUUACUUUAUUGCUCAUCAGUUAGAAAGAAAUAAGAAUAAAUUUAAACUCAAUUGUUAUGAGGAAGGAUUGUCUUUACAAAGAAGAAGAGAGGAUGAGGUUAAAAAGAAUUUUAAAAAUCUUCUUGGAAGUUGUAUUCCGGCUAAAAACUAUAAAAAAAUUGAUAAUAUUCCAUGGCUUGAAUUAUUUAACAAUCUUUCAUACAAUCCACAUCCUAAUUUUACUACAUUUUUAAAUUUUUUUGGAACAACAGAAGCUAUUAAUUUUUUUAAAGAAUAUUUAGAAAGUUUAAAAGAAGAGUGGACUAAUAAUUGUCUUAUCAAACAUUUACCUUCCCUCAAAAUUGCUUUUAUUUCAUUAUUAAAUAAGUCUAAUAUACAAUAUAUAAUGUGGGAAGAUGCUAAAAAUAUAAUUUUGAACCACCCAUUAUUUUUACAAUAUUUUAAAGAAUUUUCAUGUGAAGAAAAUAUUAAACAAACGGAAAAUUAUAAUAAAAUAGAAAGAACAAAAAUACCAAUUGAAAUAUUAGAUACAGUAGAAGCAGAAAAAACAUUCAUAAAUUAUCAACGUGAAAUAGAAAUGGAUAAACGAGAAAAGAAACGUGAAUUAGAAUUUAUCCAAUUUUUAAGAGAAUGUAAACAAAUAACACCGGGUAAAAGUUUUAAUGAUGCUCUAAUAUUUUUAAAAGGUUACCUACCAUUUGAACAAUUAAAUGAAAAUAAAGCAAUAAAAAUUUAUGAUGAAUAUCAAUAUAAAUUAAUUGAGAUGGCAGAAAAAAAUUUUCAAGAAUUGUUACUUGAAAAUGUUGGAAUAUUUUAUGAAUUAUUUAAUAAUAAGAAUAAUAAAAAAUUAUAUAUGAAAAAAAAUUUUAAAGAACAAUGGUUUUGUGAUGAUGAUUUUAAUGAAAUAACAUCUAUAUUAGUUGAUGAUAUUCGAUAUAGACAAUUAAAUAUUUUACAUGAUUUAAGAAAAAGAAUGAUUGAAAAAUAUGCAUCAUAUAUAAGUUGUGACAAUUAUAUUUCAAAUUCAUGUCCAUGUGGUUUUCAAUGUACAGAUGGUAUUGCUAUGGAAAUAAUUGAUCAACAUUUACAAAAAGUUAAAGAAAUUAAUAGUAAUAUUUCUACAAAUAUUGAAAUUAUUAUUCAUGGUAAUGAAAUAUUAGGAGAAGAAUUUAUAACAUCUAUUCAAACAGUUGCUAUAAGAAUGGGUUAUAAUUCAUUUAAUAAAAAAUCACCUGUUACUUUUACAUACUCAUUAAAUCCUCAAAAUUUUAAAGAAAAAUUAAAUAAAAAUACAAGUAAAAUUUUUGUAUAUCUAAUGUCAUCAAAUGAAGAUUUACAAAAAUAUAUACCUAAAAUUGAAAAUGAAAUAAUUUAUUAUGAAAUGCCACCAGUUAUUGUUAUACCACCAAUUACAAACAAUGAAUAUAAUAAAAUGAUAUCAGAUGACAAUAAUUUAUCAAAAAAAAUUCAUGAUUUUGGUAAACAAUAUGAUUUAAAUAUUAUAUCAUGUCACAAUAAGUAUGACUAUCAAUUGGAUAAUUUUAUAGCAAACACUGUUAAUAGACAUUUAUCUGGUAAAGCAUCAAAUAUAAAGAUUAAUCUUCUUAUAAUGUGUCAAGAUGAAAAUCCAAUUAAUAGAAUACUUGAACCUAUUUAUCCAUAUUUAUCAAAUAAUCUUUAUAGUUUAUCAUCAGGUUUUUUAACUUUUGAUAUUCCUAUAUAUGAUUCAUCAAAUAAUUUAAAUGAAAAAACUUCAACAAAUACAUCUAAUAUUUUAAGAGUUGAUGUUAAAAUAUAUUCUUAUCAUUCAUGGUUAAAUUUAAAUAAUAAUCAUUAUACCAAUAAUAAUUUAAAUUCACAAGGAUAUAUUUUAACUUAUCAAGCAAAUAGAGUUGCAUCAUUUGAACAUAUGAAAAUUACUAUUAAUAAUAUAAUAAAUAAUAAUAAAAAUCGAAAUAAACAAAUGGAAAAAAUGUUAUCAACAGAUAGUUAUAUUAUGAUAAAUGCAUUGGCUGGAUUAGAAGAUUAUUUUCAAAAUAAGGAAACUAAUAGAAUGUUAACAGAAGGUAGUCAAUUAGCAACUAAUUGUGGUGCUUUAUUUCUAAAUAAUCUUCAAAGUUGUAGUAAUGAGGCAGAAAAAACAAGAUUAAUAAAUUUUUUUAAAAAUAUAUAUAAAAUAUCACAAAAUGAUAUAUUAUCAACAUCAACAAAUAAUAUAUCUGAUACAGAUUCAAAUUCAUCAGGAUUUGCCUCUACAACAAUUAAUUCAAAUGGUUCAAAAGGAUCAACAUUCUCUUGUAAUAGUAAUAUCCCAUCAUCAAAUAAUAUUAAGUCACCAAAAAGUUCGCGCUGCCCAUCACAACAAUCAAAUUUUACCCAAUACUCUGCAUCAUCACCAUUACAAAGAGUAAAAAACUCUUACUCAUUAGACAAUCAAGUAAUUAUUCCAAAUUUAAAUAAUUUGUCUAUUCAUACUAAAUCAAAUAUUUCACCAUCUACUAAUAUGCAACUAAUUAAUGCUCCUUUAGCUACUCCAGAAGAUAAUUUAGAUUUAAAUGAAGACCUCAUAUAUAUAAAUGAAUUAUAUAAUUCAGUUGACUAUCAAAAGAAAAAUAAUGACAUUUUAAGACCAGCGCCAUUUCCAACUGCUUUAUCUAAUAUCUCAAUACUUGAAAAUAAUUUAAAUAAUAUUGAUGAUAAAAAGAAAACUUCUCCAAAUAUACAAAAUGAGUUUGAGUUUAACAAAUGUGAAAUAUACGAGUAUAAUAAUUAUUUAAAAUAUGAUCAAUGCAUGGAUAAUAAAUUGUAUAAUAUGCGCUCUUUGUCUGUGGAUAAUGAGAUGGAAAAUGAAGAUCCAGUUUAUGAGUAUUUAGACUAUGUUGCAUUAAAAAAAGAAAAGCAAUCUUUGAUUGCUGAUAGAGAUAGCUCUAUUGGUGGUAGUGAUGGUGUUGUGUCAAGAGAUACAACAUUUAGAAGAAGAGUUAAUAUUAUUUCUCUACCACAAUAUCGAAGUUUUGAUAAUAUAUUAUUUAAUGAAAAAAAUGAUAAUAUUAAUAAUGAAAAAAAAGAUAAAAAAUUUGAUUGGAAUAAAAUUCCAUUAUUACGUUUUAUGUCACAAAAUAAAGUUACAAAAUCUCCACAGACAGGGUCAGUUAAAAUGUCAAGAGAUAAAGCAAAGUCAUUAUUUGAGGUUGACUCUCCAAAAGAAAAUGUUAUGGAAAAAUUUACUUCAAGUUUUAAAAAAGGAUUUUCAAAGAAAAAAUUAAAAACAAAUGAUAAAAUUGAAAUUUUUGAUAAAUUGAAUAAUUGUGAUAAAUUUAGUAUUUCUGUUGAUUUUGACAGAAUUACAAUUAACUCUAAAUCUUCAUCACACCUAACAACAUCAAGUAACGAUUGUAAUGAGCAUGAAAAAUUACAAUGCUUAUAUAAUCACCUUUUUGAAAAUAAAGAAAGUUCCACAACAAAAUUCUUUAGAUUUGGAAAGAAGGAUAAAAAAAAUGGAAAUAAAAAAGAAUCAACACAACAAAAAGGUUUAUUAAAGCAACAAGUAUUUUCAACAAAAACAUUAAUUGAACUUGCUAUGGAAGAUCCCUCUGAACGUAUACCAUUAUUUGUUAAAGAAUGUAUUAAUUUUUUAGAACAGGAAGAAAAUAUUAAAACGGAAGGUAUUUAUCGUGUUUCUGGAAGUCAAGUAGGAUCGCAAAUAUUAGAAAAACAAUUUCGAACGGAAAACAUUUUUGAUCCUAAUGUAUUAGAUUUACCAGUUCAUACAGUUGCUUCUUCUUUAAAAGCAUUUUUUAAUAAUCUCCAAGAACCAAUAAUUCCUGAAUAUAUUCAUUCCGACAUAAUAGAAUGCACAAAAUUGUACCUCAGUGGUGUUUCCACACAAAAUAAUGAUGAUCCAAAUAUAGAAAUAUUUAAAAAACAUUUAAUUCAUAUUUUUGAAAAAAUUCCCCCAAUUAAUAUACAUGUUCUUCGCAAUCUUGCAAUCCAUUUACAACAUGUCGCAGAUCAUAAUACAUUUAAUAGUAUGAACUUUAGUAAUUUGGCAAAAGUUUGGUGGCCAACAUUAUUUAGACCAGACAUGGAAAGUUUUAUACAAGUAAAUCAAAAAGGUCCAUUCUUAGAAAGUGCUACAUUCUGGAUUUUAAAAUUAGGAAAAGAUAUUUGCAUUCCAUCAGUCGAUUAG
This is a messenger RNA of Strongyloides ratti, 5061 nucleotides long. Its product is annotated as Rho GTPase-activating protein domain and Small GTPase superfamily and Rho GTPase activation protein domain and P-loop containing nucleoside triphosphate hydrolase domain-containing protein. The record is from RefSeq and is a predicted model, not a curated record. Gene Ontology annotation, biological process: signal transduction. The transcript is spliced from 8 exons. NCBI's taxonomy places the organism in Eukaryota, Metazoa, Nematoda, Chromadorea, Rhabditida, Strongyloididae. Bases 1 to 5061 code for a protein of 1686 amino acids.